AGAGCAAAACAGAAUCGAGAAUUCUCUUCAAUAAUCGUGUUGAAAUCCUUCAAAUUUCUUGGUUUUCAACCCUCAUAUUAACCCCGAUCGUGAAUCCAACUAUGGCAGAGUAUUGGCUCGUUUCUGCUCCAGGGGAAAAAACUCCUCAACAGACGUUUGAAGCUCUGAAAGCACGAAUGAUAGGGCUUUCUCCAGUGUGGAAAUUCUCGAUUCCUGAACUCAAGGUUGGUACUUUGGAUACAUUGGUUGGGCUGUCAGAUGACUUAAACAAGCUGGAUUUAUUUGUAGACAGUGUGACGAGGAAAGUAGCUCAUUAUAUGGUAGAUGUUUUGGAAGAACAUCAGGACCGAGUAAAAGAAAACUUGCUCGCAAAUGGACAGGAGUUAUCAAAUUAUGUCACUAAAUUCCAAUGGGACACAGCUAAAUACCCUAUAAAACAAUCCUUAAGAAAUAUAACUGAAAUCAUCAGCAAGCAAGUCACACAAAUAGAACAUGACUUGAAGUCCAAAGCUCUGGCUUACAACAACAUUAAAGGAACACUGGCAUCUCUUGAAAGAAAAUCCACGGGAAGUCUGCUCACAAGAAAUCUGGGAGAACUAGUUAAGAAAGAGCAUUUUGUUCUGGAUUCUGAGUAUCUGACAACAUUGCUAGUAGUUGUACCUAAGGUUCUCUUUGGUGACUGGAAAAACAAAUACUGGAAAUUAACAGACAUGGUAGUGCCAGAGUCUACCAAAUUAGUGUUUGAAGAUAAUGAACACGGCCUGUUCACUGUCACUCUGUUCAGGAAAGUCAUUGAUGAGUUUAAACUUCAUGCAAGAGACAACAAAUUCCUGGUUAGAGAUUUUGUUUACGAUGAGAAAGAACUUGAGGCUGGCAAAAAUGAAAUUUCAAAGCUUGAAACAACAAGAAAGAAACAAUUUGUAAGUCUUCAAAAUAUUUUGAUUUUCAUACAUGUCUGGGAAAAAACUAUACUUUUUGGAUAUCUUAACUUGGGCAAAAUUUUUUCCCUUUCGGAUUGUGUCAGAAAUGGGAAAAGAUUACACCCAAGCUGUUAUGAAUCUAUUAUUUUUUUCUAUUUAUUUUCCUUUCCAUUAAUUGUCCAUCAGGGUCCACUAGUAAGAUGGCUAAGAGUGAACUUUAGUGAAGCCUUUACUGCAUGGAUCCAUGUCAAGGCACUUACUGUUUUUGUGGAAUCUGUAUUAAGGUAUGGCCUUCCCGUCAAUUUCCAAGCUAUGCUCAUACAGCCAUCCAAGAAGACUCAAAAGAAGAUUCGUGAUGUUCUGAGUUAUGCUUACAGCCAUCUGGAAUCAACGUCAUACAACUCUGACAUAAAUGAUCUUCAGGUUGAUAUUCCAGGUUUAAUCAUGGCACAACAGGAAUACUUUCCCUACGUGUUCUACCAAGUCAAACUCAAUCUACUUGAUAAAUAAUCUUAUGAAUUCUGGUCAAAUUAUCCACCUUCUAUAUCUUCAUUAGCAUGGAAGCCAAGUAAAGAACUCUUAUUGUUAUUGAAGCGUAGGUAAAGCAAGUUCUGAUCAAUAAAUAAGGGAACUCAUUGGAAAUGCUAAAUAAAUGGCUCCCUGUUUCAAACACUUUAAAUUGACUAGAAUUGCCAAGUUUCAAUCAGCUGAUAAGAAAGUCUUUAAAUCUCAUUAUCUGCUCUAAAUAGCAGGCACACACUGACCACCAUGUGCUGUCAUCCAGAAGAAUGCUACUGAAAAAUUAUGAUCCAGCUGAUGAUUAUUCCACAUGAGACAGGAAAUUAUGUCAAAAGAUAUCGAGCAAUAUUAUUAACAUUGUUAUUAAUGUUACUACAUGAUGUAGUACCUAUUUCAAAGGGAAAGUAAAAUGUUAGUGGGAUUCUAGUUGUCCUGAAUCACCUUUUGGGGGCUAAGCCUGAAAUGCGGACUAGAAUCUUACUUUUAUUUUAACUCCCCAGUGUGAUCGUUAUUCAGACUUCCAGUAUCAAACACCUCAAACAUUUUGUGAUAACAAGAUACCAGUGCACAAGCAAUGCAGACUAGAAUGUCCUGAAAUGCAAUGCAGACUAGAAUCUUACCUUCAUUUUAACUCCCCAGUGUGAUCGUUAUUAAGUCUUCCAGUAUCAAACACCUCAACCAUUUUGUGAUAACAAGAUACCAGUGCACAAGCAAUCUAGUUACUAAAAAUUCUGCUACCAAAUCCAUGCUUUAUUCUCCAUAAAAAGUAGCAUAAUCUUUUUAUUUUUGAACUGUACAAGAGAUUCAUAUUCUUCAAUUUUGAGAACAGACACAUUUUAUUAUUCUGCUACUAAAAAACUGUCUUGUUCUUAGUUUGUCUUCUUCAAAACAAGACACAUCAACAUUAACAAAAUUAAUAUUACUGUCUUUACUCAAGUGAAUGUAUAUGUAAAUAAGAAUUAUCUAGGGAAUGUUAUGAUUGGGGUAUACUUAAGGUGGUGUUACACAAGACGAUUUGCAACGAAUAUUUUUCGCACAACACCGUUACAUUAAAAGUUGGCCUUGUGUAGCAUGGCACACAGUUUCGAUUUUUAGCAAUAUUUUGUUGAGGCAACAUGCUGCAGGUUUUUGAAGGAGGUUUAAAAACUCAUAACAUUGUUGCUAUCAGUAAUUUUGUGUUGCCACGAAGCCACCUUUUAAUGCAACAAUGAUGUGAUGUGUAACAUCACCUUUACAAUUGCUUUUAUUUCCAAGCAAGGCCACUCUGCAAAUAGUCAUUCAAAUUAGCCAAUCACAUUUGAGUAUUUAAACAAUGAAAUUCUUUUAAAUUGUAAUGGACCUAUCUCAUGUGACGGCCAUCUUGGCUUGGACAAUAGAUUCACCUGCAGCCUCGCAUUCAGGUGCUUCAGAAUGACAACUGAAUUAUUAUUUCAAUUUCAAUAUUAUUGAGAUGCUUUAUUAACAGUAUGUGUGGUAGAAUUGGUAGAGGUGGCCUUCCUUGGUAUAGUCAGUCAUUCAAUAAAAUUCUUCCUAAAGAUGCUAUUGCUAUUUCUCAGGUGUAGGUAUUAAUAACAAAUAGAUAUCUAAUAAUUUAUAAUGAUUAUUACUAAAGUUUGCAGACAUUAGGGAAUUAAAUUUUGCUGAAAAUAUUUGUGAACAUUGAAAAAUAAAAAAAUGUGAUAUA
Molecule: messenger RNA, 3123 nt
Organism: Actinia tenebrosa (Australian red waratah sea anemone)
Lineage: Eukaryota; Metazoa; Cnidaria; Anthozoa; Actiniaria; Actiniidae
Product: V-type proton ATPase subunit C 1-B
Biological process (GO): proton transmembrane transport
Cellular component (GO): lysosomal membrane; vacuolar proton-transporting V-type ATPase, V1 domain
Molecular function (GO): proton-transporting ATPase activity, rotational mechanism
Source: RefSeq, a predicted model, not a curated record